AUGGCGCCCGUGUCCGAUAGCAAUUAUUUUCCCUCCCUGGGAGACUGCUUGUCCGGGGAGCGAGUCCUCUUAUCUUGGAGGCAUGUGGCCACGGCGUUGGCCGACGAGUCGGGCAGAAGGCAAAGAUGCACCGAGGUUGUCAGCUUCUUGUCCGAUGACUAUGUCCACGCGCUCUUGAAAGAUCCCUCUCUUGCGUUUGCGCCACCUAGCGAGGCUGCAAGGAAGGACUUCGAAACAAAAACGGCACCCAUCAACGUUACCUCAGCGUCGGCAGAACGAUACGAUAUCAAAUUGCUCAAGCAAGAUGCCGAGUGGCUGAGCAAGAGCGCAAGACUUAAUUUGGUUGCUGCAUUGCGAGUUGCCGCAUUAGAGGUGCAAUCGAGGCCAAAUAACCAUCUCAUGGGACCGCUCUCGUCUCAGGACGCAACAAAUCUUCAGGAAGCCGCCGGUCUUCAGAACGGACGGAGUACAACCUUCAUGUCAGACUUUGGAGCUGGAAACGCUCGAGAUGCUGACGAGAUCUCUGCCGAGUUUGAUACCGAUGAUUCGAGAAAGCGCCGGCUUUUCAGCACGUUUCUGACCGAGCGAAGAUGUUUCAUCAUGACUAUGGACUACUUGCAAUCAAUCAGACUGUAUGGGAGGCUGCCGAUAUUUACCUCUGGCAAGGACAAAAUGGCAGCACUCUACAAGCUAAAGGCUUCGUCAAAUACCAAGGACGAGAGCGUAUCAUUCCUGUCCGCCUAUCUCAAAAUCAUCACUUCCAGCACGACCAGUCUAGAGGCUGGCCUCAAGUCGGUAACAGACGAAUCUGUCCUAUUGAAGGACGAUAUUGAAAUGGAUUGGCUGGCAACUCUCCUCACCGAGGUCAUCCAUUCUCAGUCUGUGGUUUUCCAACUGGUAGACUGCCUUGGGAAUGACUUCCCACCCUCCAGUGUCAUUAGCCAGUGGUUUUCUUUGAUGGACUUGUACAACUUUUUCGAUACCCUUCAACCUAUAAAUCAAACGAUUGACGAAUUGGUUCUGCCACUGAAGACAAUUGCUGUGGCUGUCUCUAUCAGCCUUCUCAAACCCGCUCGGUCCCUGACUUUUUUGGCCGAGAGAGAAGAGGAGCCGACCCCGUCCGAUGACAUGUACGAUUCAUACUUGAUACUGUCAGACGUCUUGGAGCAGGUUCAUAAAUGCGUUCUCAACGCGGCCGGCAUAGAUUGCGAAAUUGCUACACCCGUCAUCUUUGCCUGGACCCUUCUUCUUCACCGCAUGAACGUGUCAUACCAGAACCGGACCGAGAAGAGGGAUAAUUUGUUGCAGCAGAAUGCACGCGAGACUUUCGAAUCUGGCGGUGUCGUCCGGCCGAUGGUCCGACGCAACUCCGCGGGCAGCAUAUUUUCCAUUGAGUCAUCCAAGUUUGAUGGCUUUCUUGAGAAUGGAACAACAGCUAAAGAUCUACAAGUUGUCGAACAACUUGCAUCGGCCGCUACGGCGCAUGGAAAGGUGUUCGAAAUCAUAUCACACAUGGCAGACUGCCUCGGUUCUUCUCCCGGAGGUAGCAUGACGCCUUUGCUUAGCUCCCGCAUGAGAACCUCAUUCCUUGAACUUCUAAAGGUGUCAUAUCCCAUUGUUGGGUACCAGUCCGAGCCAGUCAGCGCUCUUCUUUCUCUCCUCUCUCCUGGACGGGAGUACUGGCAAUUGUUGCCGGACAAAGAUCUUGGCUUCGGUCAAGAUGUCAUGACCAGCAUGCUCCAAGAUGACUACACCAUGGAAUUCUACUUCCAGCAAGCUCUUGACCGGUAUCCAUAUGAGUUCAUGCCUUUUAUCAGCAUGUGUAAAGCACUUUGCACCGCGUCCGGCGAUUCAAGUAACGAGGACCGCUCCAACUUUAUCCUGAGUCUCUUGAGAAAAACGCCAAGCUUGACCUUUACCCUCCCAGACACCUUUCAGUCAUAUGAGCUGGUUCAAGAAGACGAAAACACCAAUUCGUUUUGCCUGUUGGAAGAGUUGCCCCUGAUAUCGCUGUCAUCUUCAUGGAGCAGACGAUACAUUGAGAACGAUGCUUACAGGCUUCCGGUUGGAAGUUAUGGACGAUUUAUUACUGACACCGGCAGAGUUGUACUCAUGGACUACAAACACUCGUCACUGUCACUUCUCGGAAGGCGAUUGGAAAUUAAUCUGAUGAAAGAGGGAUAUCGUUGUGAGUUGGGGAUGUUACAGCCUGAUGAGGUUGCCGAGGUUAUAUCGUUAUUUGCAAACCUCCUCCGCAUGGAGUAUUUUCAUACUGGACCUGCUUCUAGCACCGCUCUCGUGCAUGGCGAGGGUGACAUCCUGGCCGAGAUCAGCAAACACAUCAGUGGUGGCAAAGAUGUGGUGACUGUCGUUUGCGAAACUAUGGACUAUUACAUGCAGGAUGAGCUCGCUGUGAACGAAGAAGCCGCAGUAAACGUUUUAACGGCAUGCGUGAAGUUUUUGGAUGCUAUUCUACGUUCUCGACCAAGUCGAGUCUGGUCUUACUUGGCUAGAGGCGAGCUGCUCGACUCCGAUUCUAGAGCAGGGAAACUGUCCAGAAUCACCGGCAACCUCGAUUUGGUUUCAGAGAGAUUCGAUUUUCUGAAUUCUUCACUCCUGCUCUUCUCCGGGCUGAUUGAUACGGCAAUGACAUCAGCCGUACAGCGUCGGACUGGCAACAAGAUGGUCUCGAGGCAGAAGGCAGAUCUCAACCCCUGGCUGGGGACUGCAGACAAGGUGCUGACCAAAGUGAGUCUGUCUAUUGCUCACGCGUCGGUGGAUGCUUUUGAGAGCACAUCUACUUGGAGGUUUGACGAAGCAACGAGGCGCAAACUGUUACUGGACAGUAUCGUAUCUGUUCUGAAUAAGCUGGUUACAUACAGCUACAGCAUGGGAGAGUCGCCGACAUCUGACAGUUUAACUGCCUGCCUACGGCCGGCUGCGUCAUAUGUCAUUGAUUGUUUCAUGACUCCAGCAAGCGGAACACUUCGAUUCCAGCCGAUUCUCUCGUCGUUGAUCGAUGCCGUCGCAAUGCCCGAGUCCACGCUAUAUUAUACGCGAAGCGCCAUUGCUCGGCGCCAGGCCAAUUCUACCUUGCGUUUCUCCACAACUCUCUUGAGAGCAGCUAAUUACCUAGAAAGGUCCUCCACGAUGAUCGAAACCUACCUUUUCAAGAGCUCCACACUCUUGGCCCGACUGUGUGCCGUCUCUGAUGUUUUCAGAGUAGGCGCUAUCAACCUCCUUGAGUCCCUCAUCAUUAACGCAGCGUCGGCUGCUUCCGAGCCGCCGUCCCUCCUUGGGUAUUUGGGGCCUCAGACCUCCAAAUCUUUCCUUCAGGUCUUAGCACAUAUCGGACGGCCGUUUAAUUUGACAUUGGAGGUCGGCACAACAUGGCGAUUUUUUUCAUCCAUCCUUCGCAACAGACAGCAAUGGAUGUCAAACUGCCUUCUCACAGGACUGACGCCACGAGAGGCUAUGAGACAAGAGACAAAGAAAGGCGAUCUCUCGGCAGAUUCUGUAUUUGCGACCGCCCUCGAAAGGUUGAAGAGACUGAAGGAGCUAGAGUUUGAGGAGGCUCUCGCUAUUUUAGAUUUCGUUGCCUCCGCGCAAAAUUACUGGCCAUGGACGGUUUUCACUCUACUCAAGGACACCUCCUACACUGACGGCCUGCGGGAAUAUGUGCGGGACCUAAGGCCGUCUCAUUUGACAGUCAAGUCAGAUGCUCUCAGAACAGCCGUGGAUGCCAGAAUAGCAGCAUACGUUGCAGAGACCUUGGCGAUGCAAAUUUAUCAUUUACGGCAUCAAGGAGGCUCCGAAGCUCUUGCAAAGAGCCUGGUUGGCGACAUGGAUUACUACAUUCGAGAUGGCGUGGGAGUGUCUGGGUACAAUAAGUCUCUGCACAGCAAUUUUGCAAACAACUUUGCCAACAAGUACUCUGGAUGCUCGCUGGAUAACUUCAAAAGGACCGUUCUCGAGCCUCGCCAACUAGGCAAGAAUUACUACUACGACUUGGAUCGUGCCACCGACAUGCUGAGUUUUGACCCUGGCUGGCUAGGGGGGAAGGACAACGGCUUCAAAAAUGAAAUGGAGCUGGCGAACGCGAAUCUGUCUCUGGUUGAUGCUCAGAUAGCUCUAUUUCAUGCUUGGGAGUUCUUGCUGGUAGAGUUGAGUACCAGCUUACCCAACGACAAGACGAUAGCGAAACAAUUAUUGCAGGUCGCUCAACAGUGUUUGAAUGCGAACCAAGGUGUGCCUGGGCCUGAAAGUAUCUUUGUUAAGCUCAUCGAUAGCAGGGCAAGACUAGCUCUUGUCUUGGUCCAGCGACUUGCCAAAAUAUCCAUCCCGGUUCAUGAUAUCAAUCAACUUCUCGGCACUCUCACAGGCACUAUCCACGGUGUCGUAGAGCCUUUUGCCAAGGAAUCGAUUGCAUAUUACCGUACGCUGUUGAAAGCUCUUUUUGUCACUCUACGCUCAUACCGUUUUUCCGAUCACAAUGGACUGUCUGAACCUUCCGUCAAUCUAGGCAGUUCAACUGUCACAGUCACACAAACCGUGCUGAAUUUGUUGGACCACAUUGUCGGUCAAGGGUUUCGGACACUUAUCAGCCUCAUCCAUGACAACGAUUCGGACACGUGCCCCGAAGACCUCGGCCUUUUGACGGCAAUUCUGCAAGCCUGCUUAAGCAUGCCCAACAUGGACCAGUCACAAACACAAAUUCUCAACAUUAUGGCGGCACACGAUGUGGUCAGUGCUGCUACGUCAUUGUUUUCCUGGGCAGAUAAACUGGCAUGUCAAGGCGACCCAGUAUAUGGCGAGCUGAGCAUACUGUUCCUGCUCGAACUGUCUACUCUGCCUCUCUUGGCGGAACAACUAGCCUGCGACGGCGUUCUUGGUAGUCUUCUCUCGGCGAACCUGUCAAAGUACAUGCUCAGAUCUACAAUAUCGCCCUACGCGGAGGCACUUGUUGCACAGCGAUGCUAUGCCAUAUGGGCGAAGGGCUUUCUUCCUCUGAUGUUGAAUAUGCUGGCGUCGCUCGGCCCUACCAUUGCUCCCGAAAUUACAUAUGUGCUGAAUCAAUUCUCACAUGUGCUCGAAGCUAGCGUGGGCCGAUUCGAGGCACCGGGAGCCUCGCGAACCAAACCCAAGUCGACGCCACAGUGUCUCACGCUGCUAGCAACAUACGAGAUUCAUUCUCUGGCGCUUCUCACAAGAGUGUUGUCUGCCCUACGGGCCAAUAAUAACCGGGACAUCCCUGCAGUCGAAUGGGAUGCUGCUAGUCUCUUGGAAAAUGUUGAAUUCUGGCUUUCAAGCAAGCGGCUACUUAAAGAACGACUCCUUCCGUUGGGACCUCGCGAAACUGAAUGGAGGAACACUCGGAAGGAAACUGGAAUCUCUGGCGACAGCGAAAGCCUAUUGGAAGAGAAGGUUGUUUCGCAGCUCGAGACGGUACGUGACGUCUUGAGCGAGGAGCUAGAGAGCUAG
Messenger RNA from Metarhizium album ARSEF 1941, 5481 nucleotides. Its product is annotated as Nucleoporin. Gene Ontology annotation, cellular component: nuclear pore inner ring. Gene Ontology annotation, molecular function: structural constituent of nuclear pore. Lineage: Eukaryota; Fungi; Ascomycota; Sordariomycetes; Hypocreales; Clavicipitaceae. The transcript has 4 exons. Gene Ontology annotation, biological process: RNA export from nucleus; protein import into nucleus. The coding region runs from base 1 to 5481 and encodes 1826 amino acids. The record is from RefSeq and is a predicted model, not a curated record.